Messenger RNA from Capsella rubella, 1372 nucleotides. Its product is annotated as probable inactive receptor-like protein kinase At1g65250. The record is from RefSeq and is a predicted model, not a curated record. Gene Ontology annotation, cellular component: plasma membrane. The coding region runs from base 224 to 1012 and encodes 262 amino acids. Gene Ontology annotation, biological process: cell surface receptor signaling pathway; protein phosphorylation. Gene Ontology annotation, molecular function: ATP binding; protein serine/threonine kinase activity. NCBI's taxonomy places the organism in Eukaryota, Viridiplantae, Streptophyta, Magnoliopsida, Brassicales, Brassicaceae. The transcript is spliced from 2 exons.
CUUACUCAAAUCUUUCAAGAAGCAUGUUCCAAGUUGAAACCACCGUUCAGGUUUCAAUGAAAGAAACAUUUCUUUAGUGUAUUUUUGUUAAGCUAAUCAUUUUCGACAGAUUCUUGCUCGUUGGUUUGAGGAUGAGUUGCUGGAGAAAGAAGAUCGGACAAGCCACUGGACCACAAAAACUGUUUAUGGAUAAUGGAAGCAUUCUAUUAGAAGAGGUCGUCAAAUGUUGCGACGAGGUACUCUUGAUGAUAAUAGACUAGUAGUAAUCAAGAAGAAGGCAUAUGGAGGCCUUCAUGCCAGAAAGAUAUGCCGUGACAUCUCGAUUUCAUCAAUGGUGAGUGGUCAGAAGAACUUCAUCAAGUUGUUGGGAUGUUGUCUUGAAUUCACUUGUCCUGUUCUAGUAUGUGAAUAUGCAGAGGGCAUAACUCAGAAUGAUCUGCACCAAAUCGAUCCAACAUUACCAUGGAAUACAAGGAUAAAGAUAGCUAGAGAUAUCUCAAAUUCGUUAGCCUACCUUCACACCGCCUUUUCAACAACAUUCAUCCACAAAAACGUGCAUCCUCGGAACGUAUUCUUGGAUGUGAAAGGGGUCGCAAAGUUGGGAGAUUUCCGCAAUUGCGUAACGAUUCCGCAAGGAGAAUCCUUUGUACGAGAAUACAAACUAGAGGGAACGUAUGGAUACCUAGAUCCUAACUACAUGUCAAAGGGAAUAAUCACCGAGAAUGUGGAUGUCUAUAGCUUUGGAGUAUUUAUGUUAGUUCUCUUGAGCAGAAGAACUCCAGGUUUGGAUGAUGAACUACAUCCAGAUUUUCUGACCGAGUUGGCGAAAAAUGGCAGAUUUGUUGAAAUCUUGGAUCCAAAUUUGUUGGAAAACAUAGGUGACUUUGCAGAACAAGAGCUAUGUCGCAUGCAAGCUUUUUUUCUACUUUCACUCAAAUGCAUCGGUGUUAGAGGAGAAGUUCCGGAGAUGAUGGAAGUGUCCAAGGAACUGAAAAGGAUUGAGAGAUCCUAAGCAAAGUUAGUACUUGCUCACUUUGACUAUGGGGAUUUUAAAAGGGCUUCUAAUUCUAUAUAGGGUCAUUCACUUGAUUUGUUUUCACUUUUUGAUAUGUAACUAGCCCUGGGCAUUCGGGUACUUUGAUCGGGUUUGGGUUUCUCGGGUAGAGGAGUUUAGGAUCCAAUAGGGUAAACAUAAAAAUUCGUUCGGUUUCCGUUCGGAUCCAUUCGGGUUUGGGUCGGUUCAGGUAUAAAUUUUCAGAACCGUUAAAAAUCCGAGAUUUUUCGGGUACACAAAUACCCGAAUAUUUACCCGACUCUUUUUCGUUUUCAAAAAUUGUUUCAAGUACUGUAUAUGAAUAUGUUUUCAGAUUUA